This is a messenger RNA of Arabidopsis lyrata subsp. lyrata, 1642 nucleotides long. RefSeq names its product F-box/kelch-repeat protein At3g24760. The transcript is spliced from 2 exons. The coding region runs from base 136 to 1287 and encodes 383 amino acids. The record is from RefSeq and is a predicted model, not a curated record. Gene Ontology annotation, molecular function: protein binding. NCBI's taxonomy places the organism in Eukaryota, Viridiplantae, Streptophyta, Magnoliopsida, Brassicales, Brassicaceae.
UUUCCAAAAAUAUCGCGAAUUCCCGGUCACACAUUCUCCACCAUUGCACUUUUCACGCUCUCUCUCUCUGUCUUUCUUCUUCUUCUUCCUUCUUCUUCAAUCUUCAGAUCAAAAUCAAAAUCAUCAACAACAAAAAUGUCAGACAACAAUCCAGAAAUCGAAUCAUCAACCUUCAACACUCUAAACCACGACGUCACUGAAUCAAUCCUCUCCCAUCUCCCAAUCCCUUCCUUAGUCCGUUUCACUCUCGUCUCCAAACAAUGGCGUUCCAUAAUCACCUCUCUUCCUCCUUCUCCUUCUCCAUCGUCAUCAUCACCACCAUGGCUCUUCCUCUUCGGUAUCCACAACACUUCCUCUUUCCACAACCAAUCCUUCGCUUUCGAUCCUCUCUCCAACACUUGGCUCCGCCUCCCUCCUUCCUCUUCCUCAUCCGAUCAUCUCGUCGGAUCUAACCGCUUCCUCUUCACCACCGCUCCUCGAUUCUCCUUCUCACCGAUCCUUAAACCUAAUUGGCGAUUCACUUCCCCUGUUCUGUUUCCUCGAAUCAAUCCUCUCUUAAGCGUUUUCACAACUCUCUCUAACUCCUCUAAGCUAAUCCUCGUUGGUGGAUCUUCGCGUAUCGGCGGAUUAGUCGAUAUCGAGGAACGGUUAGCUGUUCAGGUUUACGAUCCUGUUCUUGAUUCAUGGGAGCUUUGUUCACCACUUCCUGCUGAUUUUAGAUCUGGUCAAGAUCAUCAAACUUUAACUUCAGCUUUGUUUAAGAGAAGAUUCUACGUUUUCGAUAACUAUUCGUAUUUUAUCUCGUCGUUUUGCUUGGAUUCUUAUACAUGGAGUGAUGUUCAAACACUUAAACCACCUGGACUCUCGUUUGCGUUCUUGAAUUCUUGUAAUGGUAUGCUUGUUCUUGGUGGAAUGUGCGGGUUUUCGUUUAAUCUUUGGAGUAUCGAAGAAGGUUCGAUGGAAUUUAGCGAAAUCGCGGUUAUGCCUGAGGGUUUGUUGUUUGGAUUAGUUGAUAAUGAAGAUGAGGAGGAAGAAGAUAGUAAUAAGUUUAGGAGUUUGAAAUGUGUUGGCUCUGGGAAUCUUGUUUAUGUGUUUAAUGAUGAUUGUCAUAAGAAAUUUCCAGCUUGUGUUUGUGAGAUUGGUGGUGGUGAGAAUGGGAAAUGUAGUUGGAGAAGAGUUCCUUGUUUGCCUUCUCCGGUUAAUAAGUUUCAUAAAGUUGUUAGUUUCUGCUCAACGGUAUCUAUUAGCGAUGUUUUCCACCCCGAGGAUGCUCAUAUUGGUGGUUGAGUUUGCUUACUUAUGUCACUGUGAUAAUGUAAAGUGGAGAUGAAGGGAGAAGAUAAAUAAUGAAGUGUAUAAAGAUGGUUAUCAAUUUAUCAUGGUAAUUAGGUGUAAACUGGGUUAUAAUUCUUCGUUUAAAUGUAAUGUUAGUUCUUUGUUUCUACUGUUUUAUUUGUUUAAAAUAAGAUACUGAGAUGAUUCCUGAAGAUAUGUGUGUAUUCUACUGAAUCAUUUACGUACAUACACAUGUCUACUGAAUCGUUAAGUAUUGUUGAUUUUUUGGUAUAAGUGAGUGUGUUUUCACAAUCUCUUGUACCAAAGCAUACUAACAUUGAUACGUUCUAAUGAAUUAUAUUAAGUA